AUGUCUGCUCACCAACGCAAAUACGAUCCCGCCGAUUCUAGCCCGUGCAGCUCAUGUCGAGACUUCCUCCCUCUGGAUUUCAGCAAGAAUAAUCCUAGAACCUUCCUCCCCGACUUCCAGCGGACCGCAAGGGAUGGGUGUUUUAGGUGCCAGUUUCUCUUGGCUGGCAUUGAGAAAUUCUCCUAUUUCUGGAAAAGUAGUAGUGAAUCCGCCGGUCAAGCUGCAUCGACGACGGCCCAGGAGACUUGGAGGGAAGACGAAAUCAGGGUUUUCAACUAUGCGUACGAUGCCGAUGUAUUGGAAGUUCUUCUGUCCCGACCGAGGCGAGCAGAGGAGGGAUACGAAACCCUCGAGUUGGAGUUCUACUCUCACAAAGACGAAGAAUCGCCCUUUCCCGAAUUCUUCCCGGCCGGCGACGUUCCCCAAAGCUCGAACUCGGAGGCGAGCUUUGCAACGAUUCAAGGGUGGAUAUCGACUUGCUUGUCAAGCCAUAAGCUAUGCUCGUCAGGCAAAGAAUUGAGCAUAAUGCCCACCAGAAUUCUCGAUGUUGGUGUACCCGAUGCUACCAACCAGAGACUCUGUCUGGAAUCAGAGGUGGCUGUUCCAGCUCAGUAUGCUGCUUUGAGCCACGCUUGGGGCAGGAAAGAGGACAGGAUCAAGCCAAUGCCGAAAACGCUCAAGUCCAACAUUUGCCAGCGUCUUGAGGGCAUAGAUUGGUCAGAGUUGACGCGAACCUUCCAAGAUGCCAUCAAAAUUACUCGACGUCUAGGUCUGAGAUAUCUAUGGGUUGACGCUCUGUCCAUCAUUCAGGAUGAUGACGACGACUGGGCGCUGGAAGCAAGUCGUAUGGCAUCCGUCUAUGAAAAUGCGUAUGUGGUGAUCGCAGCGACAAGGUCUCGGACCGGCGACGACGGGUGCUUUUCGGAGAGGUCAUGCAGUUACAAAGUAAGCCUGGCAGACUCAGCAGGGAAAGUAUUCAAUGCAUAUGUCAAACAAAAGAUAUCCCACCGCGACUUUGCCGAAGGACCCGCAACUUUCGAGACGAUGCCUCUCUUCGACCGUGCCUGGGUGUUCCAGGAGCGCUUGCUGGCAACAAGAGUCAUCCACUACACUCAGCAUGAGAUCAUGUGGGAAUGCAAAGAGUCCCUAAAGUGCGAAUGUCAGGGUAUGGAAAGCGGAAGAGACUGGUCGCACGGAAAGAACACUGGAAAUUUCAAACUCAAACAGGCCCAGGUACUUUAUCACAAUGACAAUGCGCUGGAGAGACUCAAGCAAUGGUCGCGUAUUUUGAGAGAAUACUCUGUACGCUCGCUCCAUUUUGAUGGUGACCGAUUACCGGCUCUCUCAGGCAUAGCUGGUCAGAUGCGACUGCCAAGUAUGGGCCAGUAUCUGGCGGGGAUUUGGUCCGAAUCAAUGCCACAGACGUUGACUUGGAAAACGAGUGUGGGCAUUGUCGAAAAGAGGUGGCUUACAAGAAGACCAGUCGAAUACCGGGGGCCUUCUUGGUCGUGGGUCUCUGUGGAAGCUGAGUGUCUCAUGUGGGUACCAGAUCCAGCUGAUGAGGUCGAGGUUCAUUGCAUAGUGGAAGAGGCGCAAUGCAAACUUGUGAGUCCCGAUCUCUAUGGACAAGUCUCAAGCGGGGUUUUGACAGUAUCUGCGCCAUCCUUUUGGACCAAACUCAGAUAUACUGAGUUAAGGGAUCAAAACGACGUCCAGCGCUACAGCCUCUCCUUUGACGGCGGCUCUGUGGUCCUCGACGCGGAUGUGCCCUUGAUCGAAGGACCCAGUGAAGUUCCCGAGGGAACUCUGAUACUAGUCAUGGUCGUUUUGAGCAAUGAUAUUCCCAACAAGGUGGAGAGACAUAAACCGUUGUGGAAGAACAGACAAGUGAGCCGGUGGUGGAGGGGCGUGGCACUACAGCCGUGCAGACUUGAAGACGGUGCAUUCGAACGGAUCGGCCAUGUUUCUGGACGAGUGGAUAAAUUGGCCAACACAAAGUCGAUAAGAGUCAAGAUCGUAUGA
Molecule: messenger RNA, 2022 nt
Organism: Fonsecaea multimorphosa CBS 102226
Lineage: Eukaryota; Fungi; Ascomycota; Eurotiomycetes; Chaetothyriales; Herpotrichiellaceae
Exons: 2
Coding region: 1-2022 (673 amino acids)
Source: RefSeq, a predicted model, not a curated record